UCUCAGGCUGCCUUUCUCUUCGCCUCCGAGCCUCGACUCAGUUUUCACGUCAGCUUCACCCGGGAACAACAUACAGAAUGUCCUGAAGACACGCGGCCAAAACACUCGUGUGUAUUCCUUUCUGCUCUUCUCUCUCUCAUUCUUUCUGCUCCUGCAUGGUGACAGAAAAAGGACAAGCCUCUUACUGGCGAACAUGUAACCUUGAAGAUAUCAGCUGUGCAUCUUUUAAAAAAAAAAACCAAGACAAUUUUCGCAUUUUUGAGGAUUUUCGGGGAAAGUGCAAUAAGGUGAAAUGUUAUUGCCGCUACUGUUACUGGGCAUGGCCCUGUCCGUAAUAGGCGGCUACGUGCCACCCGGGCCGAGAUUUGGAUGUCCCAAAGACCCGAUUUACAUUUACCCCUGCACGUGUCUUCGGGGUAGCGACAGGGGUUUAUACAUCCGUUGCGAGAAUACGAAUCUAGCCAGUCUCAGCCUCGCCUUCACGAAUCUGGGGAAUGAGGGCAUGCCAAUCGAGGAACUGGUUUUGUAUAAAUGCAACAUAGUACGAUUUUACGGACCAGCUCUGUAUCCAUUGGACGUACGAGUGUUGAAGUUUAUCGAUACGCCGCUGAGAUUGAUCGAGGAGCACAGCUUUCUCGGUGUGAAUAGGACUCUUCAGGAGCUCCAUGUGAUAAACAGCAAUUUAGAGAAAUUUCCACGCGAAGCACUGCAAGUUCUCGGCAAUCUCAGCCUGUUAAUUAUCAGCGGCCACCGGAUGUCUAUUUUGCCGGGGAAUAGUUUCAGUGAAAGCGCGGCGGCAGCAAAGUUAGAAAAAUUGGAGAUUAGUAACGGUACACUAUCUUCUUUACCUGUCGAAGCAUUGACACCGCUUAAGAAGUUAAAAACGCUUGAUCUUCAUGGCAAUAAGAUAAAAGAUCUAAAGAGAAAUCAGUUCAAAGGUCUGAGAGAUACCGAAUUUCUGGAUCUCUCUCACAAUUUGAUUGACAAAUUGGACACAUCUCAUUUGGCAGAUCUUGUUAAGAUGGGAUGGUGCAACAUGUCGCACAAUGCUAUCUCCGACUUGAAGAGAGGAACCUUCGCUCGAAAUUCCGUCUUGAAGGUCCUGAAUCUGAGCCACAAUAAAAUUAGAAAGUUGGAUUCCAACACUUUUCGCGGCAUGCGUUUUCUCAGGCGAUUGUAUCUGAGCGACAAUCAAAUCAAUGAUGUGGGUCGUGGAACUUUUGGUUCUGUAACAAGAAUUGGUACCAUCGAUCUUUCUCGGAAUUUCAUCAAAAAGAUCGACUUUCAAAUGUUCAAUCAGCUGCAAUUCGCUGAGCUUCUAGAUGUUUCCGAGAAUUUCGUGACAAUCGUGGAAAAAUUGGCGUUCAAAGAUAUCUACUUGGCAAAAGUUAAUCUGUCUCAUAAUGAGAUCUCGAAGAUCGAAGCAGGUGCCUUCGAGAACUGCGUGAAUAUUACGUCACUAGAUUUCAGCCACAACAAACUCGAUAAUAUCUCGAAGUAUUCUUUUGAUAGCGCGUCGUACGCUAUGGAAUUGCAGCUCAGUUAUAAUCUAUUUACGUCCCUUAAUCAAAUUCCGUUGCACAACAUGACGGGAUUGAAAAUAUUAAAUGUUUCUCACAAUCUGAUACACUCCGUUCCACGGCAGACUUUUCCUAAGCUGUACGAGCUCCACACGAUCGACAUUUCGCACAAUAAUUUAUCUGAGAUUUACAACGCCGUAUUUCAGACACUCUUCAGUCUGCGAUUUUUGAAUCUAUCGCAUAAUUCUCUGGAGAAGAUAAAGCCGUCAACUUUCGGGCCGUUGCCCACGCUUCUAGAACUCGAUAUGAGUUAUAAUCAAUUAAACGACGUCUCGCGAGGAAGUCUAACUCGUCUGGCUAGCUGCAGGAGUUUGACGGUGAAAAACAAUCGUCUGACAAAGAUUUUCCAACUGCCAAUUUCUCUAAGUCAUUUGGACUUCUCGGAGAAUUUAUUGGAAGAGAUUCCGAGUACCGAUGUGUGGCCUAGUAUGAACGCACUACUCUCGUUGGAUCUUUCGCAGAAUCAACUGGGCGAUAAUCUGCAAGAAGGAAGUUUCGAAAAUCUGCUGACCUUGAGGAUAUUAAAUCUGCAAGCAAACAACAUUACAAAGCCGCCCUGGCAAGCAUUGAGCGGUUUGAGCAGUUUACAAUAUCUUUAUUUACAAGAUAAUUACAUGACAAAACUAGAGAAGGCUGCCUUUGGUCGUUUGCCGAUAGUGUUCGAACUUAACUUGGCGAAUAACAAGAUAAACAAUGUAACAAGCCGCGCGUUCGAGGGCUUGUUACAGCUGUUGACACUGAACCUGACAAACAAUAACAUCAGUCACAUACCAAACGGUGCGUUCCAAGGUCUCGUGUCUUUGAGAACUCUCGAUCUAUCUUACAAUAGAUUGGAGAAACUGGACAACAAAACGCAUGGAUUGCUCGAUGACUGCCUGUCUCUGGAGAGGCUCAAUCUUAGCCACAACAAGAUUUCGUUUAUUACUCGAAAAACUCUGCCAAACGAUCCCUGGAUUCCUUAUAGGCUAAAAGAAAUUGACUUAUCUUACAACACAAUGCCGGUGGUGACUUUUGAUCUCGUUGCCGGUGCCAAAAAGAUUCAAUACUUGAAUCUUUCUUACAACAACAUUAAUGAAAUUAGGAGAUAUGUAAUUGGGAAUUUAACAUCUCUGGAGACUUUGGAUUUAUCGCACAAUGACAUAAGUGAUAUCUCCGAUCAAGAUGUUUUUUUACCGCCGUCAAAUUUAACCAAUUUAUAUCUGAGCAACAAUCAUCUAAGCUAUGUACCUCUCGAUAAGAUUUUACCGCUACCAAAUUUAAAAAUUCUCGACUUGGAAGGGAAUGAGAUCGGCGUUUUCGAUGAGAGGUUUAUGAAGAUUGUCAAGAACGGCACAGUGCUCAGAUAUUUUGGGAAUCACAUGCACUGCGAUUGUCACGUGCGACCAUUAAAGCGAUGGCUGAAGACUCAAACGCAGCUUCCUACUGAUUGGUCGAACGUGACAUGCGAGAGUCCAAAUUAUCUCGCAAACAAACCUAUUUCGGAGAUAACGGAGGAUCUCAUGAGCUGCGACGAGAGAGACAUUCAAGAGAAACCCGAACUCGAUAUCACACCCGAUGUGAAAUAUCGAAGUAUAGACUACAAUAAUGAGGACAAUAGCUGGAAAGCCACGUGGUAUGUGACGUCGCGCGAAGACAUUGGCGACUUUUACGUGGUGGUUCGAGAAUCGGGCAGCAGCAAAUCCAUGAUAGAGAAGGACGUCGUUUACAGCGAGCGUUCCUUCAGAGUUCACGAUCUGACCGAGUCCAACACCAAAUACGAGCUCUGCGUGCUCGCACGCGAUUCCGAGGGAAAUGUCAAACACUAUAGAAACUCGCAGUGUCAAAUCUUGAAUCAGCAUAACUCCAGUUCGUCCAUUAGUUUUAGGACGAAUUUGUACUUCGUCAUAAUCGUUGCUUCCUUCUGCAUUUUUGUGUGAAAUUUUAUUAAUGUGACAAAAAUAAUAUUUGCAACAUUUAGGAUGAUAUUUUACGUUCAGCACAGUAAAAUAUACAAGCGAUAAAGUAUCUUUACGCACGUCGCUAGCUUAAAAUUUUCAACUAUUUUGUUAUUUUAGGUUUCUAUCGUAUACUUUAUGUCGCGUUGAAGCGCGAAGCGAUAUAAUUGCGAAAUAAAUUAAUAUAUACAUAUAUCUAUAAAUAUGUAUAUCGUGGAUUGUACAUAAAUUAUUGUAUCUCGUUUAAAGAUAGGGACGUUGAACGUCGUGUAUUUAUUUUUGUAAAAUAUACAUAUUGUUCGAGUCAUA
Messenger RNA from Cataglyphis hispanica, 3823 nucleotides. It is a transcript of the gene conv, whose product is annotated as protein artichoke. Gene Ontology annotation, molecular function: protein binding; ATP binding. The coding region runs from base 293 to 3496 and encodes 1067 amino acids. NCBI's taxonomy places the organism in Eukaryota, Metazoa, Arthropoda, Insecta, Hymenoptera, Formicidae. The record is from RefSeq and is a predicted model, not a curated record. The transcript has 12 exons.